AUUGUGGGUAACCAAUACGCUAGGCCGCCAUAUUGUCUGAAACAGAGACUCCGUGCAGCACUAGCUGCUCAUUCAACCUAAAAUGUUCGGAAAUUACGACGUAUAGCAAUCGAAUUGCAGUGGAUAUUUGUGAAUCUAUAUAUUUCCUCUUUAAUCCGGCUCUGUGCAAUAUCUAGAAGGAUGGCAUCCUUUAAGAAAGGAUUGAGUAAAAAACUCAAGCCCGUCGCUCUGAACUGGAAACUGUUUCGAGCAAACGAACCUCUACUCAGUGUGUUCAUGUGGGGAAUUAAUCACACGGUAAAUGAGUUGAACCAUGUGAACCUCCGUGUGAUGCUCAUGCCCGAUGACUUCAAGGCCUUCAGCAAGAUCAGAGUUGACAACCACAUGUUUAACAAAGACAACAUGCCAAGUCACUUCAAAGUGAAAGAGUACUGCCCGAUUGUGUUCAAGAACUUGAGAGAGCGGUUUGGGAUUGAUGACUUUGAGUAUAUGAGUUCGCUGACCAAACAGCCCCACUACAUCGACUCACCGGGUAGAAGUGGCGCUCGGAUGUUAAUGUCCCAGGACAAGAAGUUCUUUAUAAAAACACUGGUCAGUGAGGAGGUGGAGCAGAUGCACCAUGUACUUAAACAGUAUCACCAGUAUAUUGUGGAGAAGCAUGCCCAGACCCUGUUACCGCAGUACCUGGGUAUGUACCGCCUGACGGUGAACGACGUCGAGACCUACAUGGUGGUCAUGAGGAACAUCUUCAGCCCCAGACUAGGAAUACACAAAAAGUAUGACUUGAAGGGUUCUACAGUUGACAGACAAGCAAGUGACAAAGAAAGGCAAAAGAGUCUGCCAACGUUAAAAGAUGUGGACUUUGUGAAUGAUGGCGUCACAAUUCAAGUUGGACAAGAAGCCAAGGAUAAACUCAUGCCGACAUUAACAAAAGGCGUUGAGUUCUUGGCAAGCUUGCACCUAAUGGACUACAGUCUCAUUGUGGGCAUCCGCGACCCUGAGAAAGGUGAUUCAGAUCAGACCGACUUGCCAGCCCCUGGCGAUGGGGAGGGGGGGCAGGAGGAGGAAGAGAAUGGGUUGGAGGAGGAGAUGACUGAUGGGUAUGGAGCCGUCCCACCCACGGACAGCCCCAACCUGCCACACCCACCCUUCACAGGAGAGCUGGACUCCAAGCUGGAGCAGUAUGCAAUUAAAGUAGUGAAAGUAAGUUUUAAUCAAGAAAUCUAUUUCAUGGCCCUCAUUGAUGUCCUGACAAAACACGGUAUGAAGAAGCGGACUGCACAGGCUGCCAAGACAGUCAAGCGCGGGGCAGGGGCAGAAAUAUCCGCGGUCAGGCCUGACCAGUAUGCCAAAGAUUUCUGGAAUUCAUCUCAAGAGUAUCGAGUAAGCACAAGCCUACAAGGUGCACAGUGCACAGCCUCGUCCCAGGGAAGAGUCCUUUUGACUGUAGUACUGCAGAUGAACUUACUGUGUAAAGGGUCCAACUGUCCUCUAGGUUGA
Molecule: messenger RNA, 1500 nt
Organism: Haliotis rubra (blacklip abalone)
Lineage: Eukaryota; Metazoa; Mollusca; Gastropoda; Lepetellida; Haliotidae
Product: phosphatidylinositol 5-phosphate 4-kinase type-2 alpha-like
Biological process (GO): phosphatidylinositol metabolic process
Molecular function (GO): phosphatidylinositol kinase activity
Source: RefSeq, a predicted model, not a curated record